AUGUUUAUCAUUAGAAUUUUCCGUUGGACAAGAAACGGUGAUGAUUUGUGGCCACAAAGACUAGAAGAAGACGCUACAAAGGCUGUGAUAGAGGCUAGUUUUAUCUCACCUCUUCUCGAACUGCUUCGAAGUGCAGAAUUUGGGAUAAAGCGACAGGCUGCUUGGGUUAUUUCAAAUGCCACGUCUUGGGGGACUCAAGAGCAAAUCAAGUUCUUGAUGCACGAGGGUUGUAUAAAGCCAUUGUAUGAUCUUCUAGUUAGUCCUAACGAAGUAGAGACCAUCAAAUGCUGCUUGGCAGGCCUUGAGAACAUUCUAAAGGUUGGAGAAGCUGAGAAGCAUCAAGAUAAUGCUGAAGAUGUGAAUGUCUUUGCUCAGAUGAUUCGUGAUGCUAGGGGUCUACAGAAGAUUAAGAACCUCCAGACUCACGAUGAUGGUAAUAUACGUGAAAAGGCCGUAAAGAUGCUUGAAACAUAUUGGCAGGAAGAGGAUGAUGAGCGGCUGUAUUCUGGUAAUGCUCCACAAUUUGAGUGUAUUUGUUGGACAGUAAUUGUUGAUUUCUUUUGUUUUCUGCCAAAUAUUUUAAGGCAUGUCUGGUUGCACUAAUAGAGUGGAUCAGAAUUUUUUUUGCCAUUCUACUCAACUAAACAUGGCUAACGGCUCUAAAAAAGUCUGCUUCUAAGCUGAAA
This is a messenger RNA of Olea europaea var. sylvestris, 686 nucleotides long. Its product is annotated as importin subunit alpha-1-like. NCBI's taxonomy places the organism in Eukaryota, Viridiplantae, Streptophyta, Magnoliopsida, Lamiales, Oleaceae. Gene Ontology annotation, molecular function: nuclear import signal receptor activity; protein binding. Bases 1 to 603 code for a protein of 200 amino acids. Gene Ontology annotation, cellular component: nucleus. Gene Ontology annotation, biological process: NLS-bearing protein import into nucleus. The transcript is spliced from 4 exons. The record is from RefSeq and is a predicted model, not a curated record.